Messenger RNA from Mytilus californianus (California mussel), 2787 nucleotides. Its product is annotated as sex peptide receptor-related protein 2-like. Gene Ontology annotation, molecular function: G protein-coupled receptor activity. The record is from RefSeq and is a predicted model, not a curated record. The transcript has a single exon. Lineage: Eukaryota; Metazoa; Mollusca; Bivalvia; Mytilida; Mytilidae. Gene Ontology annotation, cellular component: membrane. The coding region runs from base 29 to 1249 and encodes 406 amino acids. Gene Ontology annotation, biological process: G protein-coupled receptor signaling pathway.
UAAAGAAUAGUAAAACGAGUUUAGAUCGAUGGAUACAAACGUAAGUUGGAGUGAUAAUGAUGUUCCUCGCGGAAUGACCAAAGCAAUAAACAGCACACAUGAAUACGUCUACUAUGACGUUUAUGAUUAUGUAUCUUACCAUCACUAUGACCCAUGUGGCAAUGGUUCCGAAGAACAAAAUUACGUCCACCGUCACAGUGGAAUGGAAAUAUUUAUUAACAUAUUUCUUCCUAUACUCUGCGUUAGUGGUAUAGUUGGCAUCAUACUGACAGUUAUUGUUCUGAGCAGGAAAAAUAUGUGCACAUCAACAAAUACAUAUCUGAUGUCCCUUGCUGUCGCUGACUUGGGCUUUCUAUGUCUUGUUGGAUGUAGAAGUCUUGAUCGUCAUUUAUCCGGUAAAUCGUUAUAUUCGUUUUAUGCAUUUUAUGAAUACGCGCAGAUAUUUAUACACACGUUCCUGUUGUCGUCUGUCUGGUUAACAGUGAUGCUCGCUGUCGAGCGUUAUAUCGCCAUUUGUCAUCCAUUGAAAGCUAUAUCAAUUUGUACCGUCAAAAGAUCAAGAAUUAUCAUACUAAUUAUAUUCAUUUUGUCAUUUUACUGUCGAGUUCCAAAUUUCUUCGAAUUAAAACUUGAAACAUUUUACUUUUGUGGCGAACCCGUUCGCCAAGUUGUUUUGACGCCUCUUGCACUCAAUACAACCUACAAGAUCAUAUAUGCUUGGAUUAUCGACUGUGCAAUAUGCGCAAUUAUUCCGUUUCUUUUCCUGGUAUACUUGAACAUUCGACUUGUCCUUGAAAUUCGUAAAUCCACAAAAUACCUACGUUAUCAUAUUGGAAUAAACUCUAACAUGCAGAAUAUAGUCGCCCAUGAGCAACUGAAGAUAACCAUGAUGUUGGUUAGUGUAAUUGUAGCUUUUUUCAUUUGUCAAGCCCCAUAUGUGAUAUACAUAGCCUAUGUCAAUAUACACAAGUUCAGCUUUGUGAAUUUUUCAAAUGACAAGAGAAAAACCUUUGAAAUAAUUAUGUGUGUAACAUUAUUUCUAUUAGCAGUGAAGUCCGCUUUUAACUUCAUACUUUAUUGUUGGUUCAGUGAGAAGUUUUGGAACACUUUCAAACGAGUAUUCUGUAUACGAUAUUGUACAAUGAAACACUCGACUAAAAGGAAAAACCAUACAGUCCAUUCUGCAGACAAUAAUGCUACGAGUAGUGUCAGAAAAACAUCUUAUCUCACAAAGGAUACUAUUUGUUAGGGAUGUUGGAAGGCUUCAAAUUUAGUGAUCUAAGGUGGGCAGAUGCUGGCACUUGUAAAUACCACACGGAUACUGACCCAUGGUCAGAAUUGCUGAUUAUUGUAACAUGUAAUUAUCAAUCAAAAACAAGACCAGGAAUCUUUAUUGGUUUAAUUGUUUUAUUUGUCUAAAUUAAUUGUAAUUUUUAGUAUUUCGACGUUUAUGUUAUGUACAUAGAUGUUACCGAAUUCAUAUUUCAUUUUAAAAUUGAGAAGAUAUGCUUAUAUAUUCAUUUUGUCAAUAUUUAAAGAUUGACGACAAAAAUUACGUUUGGAAUCAUACUUGUUUACAAGUAUCGUUCUGAGAAAGCUUUUAACCAAUUAGUUUUUGGGUAAUUGGUGAGAUCGGUUGUUUUGCAUUCAUUUUUAAAUGAUCAAAUGUGAUUACGUCAAGGAUGAAAAAUUCCUCAAAAUAGAUUAUCGAAUAUUCAAAAUUUAUACAUCUACGAUAUCUUUAAACAUAUGCCAACUGUACAGUGUAUUGUGGUCAUUUUAAUGUUGUGCACGAACAAGAGCUAUGUGUAAUGAUAGUUAAUAAUUAUAUAUAUAUUUAUUAAUACUUCAAAUUUGAUGUACAGCAAACAUUGUUAUGGAAAUUUUGUUUCAGGAGCUGUAUAUACCCACAAAAAGAGUUUUGAAUUUAUUACGAAUAAGAGCUUGUUUAAGGAUUGUCAAAUGUAAGACGUAUCAUCGCCUUUUUUAUUUCAGAUAGUUCGAUGUGGAUUCUGAUGUAUGUCGUUGGGUGGCUUUUUAAUUAACGUAUUCACAAUAUCUUCUUUUAUUCAUUUUAAAAUCUUAUUGUUUAUUCAACUUUCAAUGGAUAAAAAAACCGCACUUAUCCUUGAUAUAUAUUUAUCGGCUGCCUUUUAAAGAAUUUAUUUUAUAGGACACUAACAAUUACUAUGAGACUUAGUCAUCUUAAGGUUACUAGAAUAGUAGGUUCUGCAAAGUAAGUUACCCUGGACGAUGGACCGAAAAUAUGUGCCGCCCUGCCCUGACCGUCUGACUGAAGAACAAGGUAAAUCCAGGUGACCAUAACAGCAGCAGUCUCUUUAACUAGGUUUCUAAAGAAAACUACAAUGUAAAUAAACGAGUGGUAUGAAAUGAAUUUGGAAACUUACUAAUGGGAAGUCAUAAAAUACUCUCAAAUUGCCAAUGAUAGUACAACUUGCACUUAUAUACUCGUCAAGUCAUAGAGUUUUUUUAAAGCAUAAAUUACUUUAUCAGGUAUAAGUUCAUUACAAUAAGAAAUUGUCAAACACGACAAUUAUUAAAAUUACUUGUUCAGUUCUUCUUCACUUUAUUAUUACAAGGAACAGUAUGCAUAAAGUUUUGGUAAUGCAAAUAUUAAGAUGCAUAAUCACUAUCUUAUAAUUGUACAAAUAUAUGUUUUCAGUAUGUAUUGCAUUUUGUGACCUGUUCCGUUACACGGAAUUAAAGAGUGACAUUAGGUUUGAAAUCAUAAUUUAUAAAUGUUGUUGAUGUUUCUUCAAUAAAAAU